AUGAAGUUCUUUCCAGUUCUAGCAGCGAUCGUGCUUAGCCUCGCGGCAGUCCAAGCGGGUAAGAGUCGUCCUCAGCUGGUGAAACUGCACCCCGUGACUCGGCAGGAGUACAACGAGCUCCUCAGGCUGACCCAGGGCAAGGAUGAGGUGUCCGAGGCCCGUCUUCUUAGCAGCUCCAUUGCUGGCAUCAAGGGUCUGGCUUCUGGAUUUGCUGCCGGCAGCUUCAUCCCAGCAAUCUUUAGCUCCGGCUCCAAGGAUCAGAACAAGAAGGGACGUCCCCUGUGCGUGAUCUCUACGAAUGAUCUGGAAAAUGGAGAGGAGGACAGGCGCCUGGGACGUGUGGUGAGCAUUGAGUACGAGCCCAAUACCGACUCCAGCUCGGGUUCAGGAUCGGGUUCGGGGCAUGGAAGUGGACAUGGCAGUGGACACGGUAGUGGACACGGAAGUGGUCAUGGAAGUGGGCAUGGAAGCGGAGGCAGCAGUAAUGAAGGUGACGACGAUGAUGUGACCACUGUCAACUGCAUUCUGGUGGUCAAUGGCACUGAUACCUCUACAACCACAACAACGACCACAAAGAAGCCCGAACACGGUCAUGGUCACGGAAAUGGUCAUGGUCAUGGCGGAUAUCCCUAUCCUCCCUUCUACCCCUACGGCUACCCACCCUACUACUACCCCUUCCCUCCUCCACCCCCGCCACCCAAGCACCACCACUCCGAUGGAGACAAGCGUUCCGUCGGCGACGAAGUAGAUUUUGGCCACCUGAUCGACGCCUACAAUGGCUUCUACUACCAGCCCGUAGGAUUCCCCUUGAGGGGCGGUAAGCGGUCGAGGGCCAACCAGGAGGUCUCUGCUUAUCAACCAGCCAGCUAUCCCAAGCAGGAGUAUGCCUCCAACUACCCAAAGGUGGUCCGCAACUACGGCCUCACCCACCCGGCACCCGUCUACGUUCGUUCUCCGCAGUUCGAGCGGGAACAGUGA
Molecule: messenger RNA, 978 nt
Organism: Drosophila kikkawai
Lineage: Eukaryota; Metazoa; Arthropoda; Insecta; Diptera; Drosophilidae
Source: RefSeq, a predicted model, not a curated record